AUGAAAAAGACCAGCAAAGAGUUACGGCGCUUCACAGGAUCACGACUACGUCGACCCUUGGAUAAGAUAAAAACCUUGAGCAUGGAGAACAUCCUAGCCGCCGUUAGGAAUGAGACAUUGUUUGGGUGUGUAGAGUGCAACAUCCACGUACCCGAUAACUUGCGAGAUCACUUUCAAGAGAUGUGUCCCAUCUUUAAAACCAUAGACAUUUCACGAGACGAUAUUGGUAAGUUUAUGAAAACGUAUGCGGAAGAAAACAACAUCAUGAGACAGCCCCGGCGUAGUCUCAUUGGAAGCAUGGUCGGAAAGAAGAUCCUAGCUGUUGGCAACCGCUCUGUUAAAGUGAUACUUAGUGCAUGGGUAACAGGUACGUUUUAAAAUAUAGGUUUUUUCGUUAAUAAUUUCAACUCAAUGUAUUAAAAUUAUUUUGGGGUAACUCGUAUAUGCCAAGCUGUCGAGCACACACCCAAGCCUUGUUUUAAACCGUUUGGGGAUGCACUCUCAGAUGCUCGUCGUACUGGAGAUGUUGACCUUUUGAAAGCUAUCAUUGCCAACACCAUGAAUCUCCUGGGUAAUUCAUCGUAUGGUAAAACCAUUACCAACAAAGAGCGACAUCGCCAAGUCAAGUGA
Molecule: messenger RNA, 630 nt
Organism: Paramuricea clavata
Lineage: Eukaryota; Metazoa; Cnidaria; Anthozoa; Malacalcyonacea; Plexauridae
Source: the annotation of a GenBank genome assembly